Molecule: messenger RNA, 2427 nt
Organism: Penicillium odoratum
Lineage: Eukaryota; Fungi; Ascomycota; Eurotiomycetes; Eurotiales; Aspergillaceae
Exons: 2
Coding region: 1-2427 (808 amino acids)
Source: RefSeq, a predicted model, not a curated record
AUGGCCCCCAUCCCGCGGGCCGAUUUUGAUAUGGAUAACCCGUCGUCUGACGUGGGUGACAGCCAGGAUCAAGAUUCCCCGCUGCGCCGCCAGUUUUCUGAACCAUUCCGUCCCCAAUCUACUUCCACCCAGAUUUCGCAGUCUCCUGAGCCACUGGCCAAGAAAAUAAAAUGUGACUGGUGCGGGAAACUACUAGAACUUCCCCAAGAUGGCUCAAUCUCUAGGGAAGAUUUGCUCAACGAUCACAUUACUUCAGAUCACCCAAGCUCGCAUUCAUUUGAAUACGAUGAUGGCGAAGAGCUUGAAGAGGGCGAUGAAGUCGAAGAUGCAGUUGAUGCUGAUGAGCUUGAACUUGACGAUGAAGAAGCCUUGAACGAUGCAUCUCAGUUUGAAGAAAACGAUGAGGCCUACCAAGUCGAAGAGGCUGACGAAGCUGAAGAUGCCGAAGACGCUGAAAUGGCUGAUCAGACUGAAAUGGUAGAAGCCGACGAAGCCGGGUCUGGCGAUCAAGACCAAGAACAAGGAACCUCCGUCGCAUUUGCGACCAACGGUGAUAACAGUGAUGAGGUUGGCACUUCCAAAACUUCCAGCAUCGGCAUUAAAGCUGCACCUGAGACCCAAGCAAAGCUCGAUACGCUUGAAUGGCUCACAAAUCCCCGGGGUGCAUUUCCCGAGGAAUUCCGCCGAAGAUUGGCUACAUGGCAAGAGUCAGACAUCAAAAACCGCCUGCCCAAAAUUUGGACCGUUCACAAGGCCUCAAACUUCUCGGAAAACUACGAUCAGGACAUUGCUAAAGUGGACGCUACCUGGCAAGGUGUCUUCGGCGACAAGCCUAAGAAGAAGGAUGUAUCGGAGCCAAUGGUGCGACCAUCCCCCUACAAAACGUCCCAAGUUUCCAAGGGCCAAUUCCUCGAAAUCAGCUCCUUUAAUGAGCUCAUGGAAACACUCCGAAAGCCAGAGUCUCUUACGCCUGAUGAACUGUAUGCAGCCACUGAAGCUGCUGCCAUCGCGAUGAAGACAUGGCAAGAUGAAUACAUUGCUCUUGAUAAACUCUACAAUCGCACACACCGCCACUACCGGGCCCCACUCCACAGCGAUGCUAAGCGGGAACAGAUUGUAGGCCACAAGAAGCGAUCAGGACAGCCACUCGCUCGGGUCGCUGAGAAUGAACGUGACUUCGAGGACAGAAAGGAAUCAAUGUUGUACGGAUACAAACACAAUUUCUUUGCGAGUAACUUGAGCACUACGGUCAGCUGGACCCCCCAGAACCCAUUUGUUCAAGGCGGGUUCGUCCCUACCCCUGCGCAAGCUCGAAAGAUGGCCGCAAAGGUGGCCCCUGAAGAUACCAACCCUGAUGGCUGGACGCCAAUUGUACGCUACGGGGUGGAAUUCGUCCCCAAGCUGUGGGAGGCACGACGAGAACCCGUAUUGAAGUUCACACGCAAGCGCAAAGCUGUGGAAGUUGAGCCUAGCAAGACCGAGGAGGCUGAGGAUACACAGAAUGAGUCUGAAGUUGCAGAGGAAAGUGAAGAGGAGACGCGCCCAGUAAAGCGACGAACUCGAGGCCGUGGUGGUCGCGCCACAAUAGAUACCUACCAACCCCCCGAGCCCCGAACUUCAACUCCUCGUGGCCGCGGCGGUUCCCGUGCUCGUGGACGUGGCCGUGGUCGUGGCACUGGCCGGACUGCAUCGGCCCGUACAUCCAUCGAAGGCAACCAAUCUGCGACUUUCCCUACCCCGACCUCCUAUCGUGGUCGCGGCCGUCGGGGCGCGAGCAUAGUGAGCUCCACUCCUCAGGCCCACAUGUCUGAGGAAAGGACUGCAUCUCUGCCUGAUAUCUCUCCCAUGCCGGAGGCAACUCCACCACCCAAGGCCAGCCCAGCCGUGAAGCGGGAUGCCACAGCCGAGGAAAUGGAGGAGGCUCGUCGACUGAAGAUCGCCAAUUCCAAGAACCCCAAGCGCACCAAGGCCAUGCUGGAUCAUUGGGAACGCUUCAACCGCGAGGGUCGGAUUCGCAACCCUAAGCGCUCAAAGGCGCAGAUUGAAUCAGACCGACAAGACGACCCUGUCAAGGCCGAAGUCCUGCCUCGCCCACCUGGCCGGCGCCGCAAGUCUCCAUCUCUGGCGCCCAUCCCUAAUGGCAACCUGGCCCCGAAGGCCCCGGUUGGAGCCCCUAUGACCAGCCACUUGGGACCUGGGCCUACAUUGCCGCCGAUUGGAAUGCCCCAGUACGCGCCUCCCAAUCCAUACGGUCAACCCCCUCCCAAUGUGCCAAUCGGGCAGCAAUUGCCCCCGCAAUAUGCGCCGUUUCCCUAUGUCCCCUAUCCUAUGAGCCACAUGCAGGGUCCUCCUCCUGGCGCUCAUCCCGUCGCUCAUCCUAACAAAUACAAAUACAAGUACGACUGUGCCGACCAUCUGUUGUGGUAG